This is a messenger RNA of Monodelphis domestica (gray short-tailed opossum), 2815 nucleotides long. The record is from RefSeq and is a predicted model, not a curated record. Lineage: Eukaryota; Metazoa; Chordata; Mammalia; Didelphimorphia; Didelphidae.
GAAAGAGGGACCUUAGAAGUUACCUAGGAGGUUAACCUAUUAAGCCUGGCAUAUAGUACGUGCUUCAUGACUCGGCUUAGUUAGAGGCAACCUAUCCCUGUGGAAGGGGUAAAACAGAAUUUGAAUUAGAAGAGAUCUCAGAAAUUAAUUUAAGAAUUCACUCAGUACUAAGCGUAGCACAUAGUAGGCAGUAAAUGCUUUCCGAAGACCUCCAGAGAACCUCCAUUUUCCUCUUGACAACAUGAAUUCCUAGUGCUUAACUUUCUCUUGCAGGUCAGAUUGAGGUCCUCUGCUUCACAGUUUCUUUAGCAGAAACUGCCUUCAAAAUGUACUAUUGUCAGGUCAACAGGCAUUUAAGGGCUUACUGUGUGGCUGGUACUGUGCUAAGGGACCUGCUCUGAAAGAGCUCACAUUGGAGAAACAUACAAGAUUAGAAGUAAUCUCUUAGGGGAGGCACUAACAUUCAGAAGGAUGGAAAGGUUUCCUGCAGAAAGGAGGUUUUGAGCUGAUUCUGAAGACCUUGGCUCCUUUGAAAUCCACUCCAUUUCACUCCAAUGUGAAUUGAGCAGCUUCUUAAAUGCUUAACAUUGUUCCAGUACUAAAGGAGAGAAAAGAAGAUGAGCAAGACAUAGUCCCUCUAGGAGAUGAAGAUAAAUGUUCAUAGUCAAACAAACAUUUAUUCAGCACCUACUAUGUACCAGGCAUUGUACUAAGCUAUUUACAUGAGUGAAUAGAAUACAAAUUGGGCUGUCAUAAAGGCUUUGGAGAAAUGCUAAAUUCCAAGAGAUAGUGAAAGCUUGUCCACCUCUGUGGAAAAGGGAAGAUUUUAUAGGUAGAGGGGACUUGGAAUCAGGAAUACUUGGGUUCAGAUCUAGCCUCAGACAACUGGUGAGAGGAAGAGGGAGAAACAGAAUGACAUACUCACCCAUUCAUGUCAUCCUGGACUUUCAUCUUCACGGAUGGUGAGGACCCAGAGUUACGCCUUCGAGCAGGAGAUCAUGUCAUCAACACCAAUUGUUCCUCCAUGCACACACGCCAAGCACUCUGUUGCAAAAUGUCUGUGGAGUAUGACAAGUUCAUCGAGUCAGGAAGGAAGUACAUGGUUCUGCCAUGUGGAUGAUGACAAUUAUGUGAACUCCAAAGGACUUCUACAGCUGCUCUCUGGUUUCUCCCCAAGUCAGGAUGUCUAUGUGGGUCGACCUAGCCUGGACCACCCUAUUGAGGCAGCUGACAGAGCCCAGGGAAGUGGAACUGCCUCUACAGUCAAGUUCUGGUUUGCCACAGGAGGAGCUGGGUUCUGCAUCAGCAGAGGUCUUGCCCUCAAAAUGAGUCCUUGGGCCAGUCUGGGCAACUUCAUUAGCACUGCUGAGAAGGUCAGACUCCCUGAUGACUGCACCAUUGGGUAUAUCAUCGAAGGACUGCUGCAGGUGAAACUGCUACAUAGCACCCUCUUCCACUCCCACCUGGAGAACUUGCAGAGGCUGCCAGCUGAUACCCUGCUCAGACAGAUCACUCUGAGCUACGGGGGCCCGGAGAAUCGGAGGAACGUGGUGAGUGUGGGUGGUGCCUUCAACCUGCAGCAGGACCCCACAAGGUUUAAAUCCAUCCAUUGCCUCCUCUACCCUGAUACUACCUGGUGUCCCCUGAAGAAGCCACUGUGACAACUCACCCAGGAAGUGUCUGAUUUUGGAAACAAUCCUGUCCUCAGGACCUACCUAUGGGGAGCAGAGAAAAUGGACUUGGGGUCUUCUGAUAAGGCAAAACCUCACACACCUCCCAUCAGAUACCAGCAGUGCUAUGGAGCCCAUUGAACUCUCUCCUCCAUCUUCACAGGCUUCCUCAGGGUCACAUAAGUGAUCUGGAGAAGGCCUGGACCGAAAUGAUAAUUAGCUAGAGGUAUCUCGCCCCUCUGAAGCCAAAUCCUGGAUCAAGGUUGGGCGCUCCCCCAGGACCCUAGAUUGGGCUCUGUGGAGAUAGCCAGGGAAGAAGAUGAGGUCCCUACCCUGGGAAAGAUCAUAGCUCUGAUCACUGCCCGGGAAAAGAAAUGCAGAGGUGAUCCCGAAGGGCUGAGGGGCCCCAGAGGCCCCCUUCUACAGCUUGGUAGAAACACAGGGCUUCAGUUUACCAAUCCUCCAGAUAGAGCUCUGGGCCUUUUGUUCUGGAGGCCCUGUAAGCAGUCUUGACUGACCAGAGCCUUUUAUCAGUCCUCCUUUGAGGUGGACCUUUGAGCCAUUGGCCCUUGAGGGGCCCCUGAAGACUGAAUGAGCUACAUGCCAGGAUUUCUUUUUUUUUUUCCCCUGAGGGUAGCCUAGGACCACUCAGGGUUGGGCUAGCCUCAAAGCAGAUGCAGGUUUAGGAAGAGCCUGGUGAUGACAAGGGAACAACAGUUCCCCCUCUCAAUAGCUACCUCUGGGUCCCUCUCUACUCAAAGGUAAUUGGGGCCAUGGAUGAAUUCCAGAGAAGAUCCUACGCCAUCUGGCAGUCUCAGACUUCUUCCCAGCCCCAGUGCAUUCAUCCUUUGGCUACUCUGGGGCACUGAGGGGAAAUGAAAGAGCCUUGACCUACCUUGAACCUGAGUCAGGGUUUAAAAAUCAGGCUUUCCCCACAAUCUGCUCCUUGUUUUCCAUUUGUCCCCCUACCCUUGAGUCUUUUAAGAACUGGGUAGAAUGGUGAGAAAAGGGUACUUCGUCCUCUCUUCUCUCUGCUUUCGCCCUGAUUCAGCCAGUGUUGAGGGUCUGUAGUUUCUCACAGUCAGAGAGCCCAUCAACCCAACCAGUUCAUGGUUUUCAGCCAAAUAAAUAAUAUUUAAAGUUAA